Molecule: messenger RNA, 1005 nt
Organism: Trachymyrmex cornetzi
Lineage: Eukaryota; Metazoa; Arthropoda; Insecta; Hymenoptera; Formicidae
Product: chromobox protein homolog 1
Exons: 3
Coding region: 667-891 (74 amino acids)
Cellular component (GO): nucleus
Source: RefSeq, a predicted model, not a curated record
GACGGAUUAAUGGCAAAUUCACAUGUCGGUGGUGACGGUGGUUCUCUGAUGGCCAUUGGCUGCGUUCGGCAGAUUCAAUAAUUGAGUGAGCGCUCCAAACUUCUUGCACGAUUCAUCUUUCUUCCUUUUCUCUCUACGUUAGAGAGCAAAAGAGAAAAGAUGAACCGUGCUAGAACUUCAGCUAAAAAGAACAGACCUGAGUAUUUUAAAUCUUGUGGAGAGGUGGAAUUGCCGGUCAAGCGCGGUAAAUAAUUGAGAACCUAACCUCAAUUAUUGUUUACUGUUUGCCACAAUGUUGUUCGUGCCUGUCGUUUUUAAUAACGCAUUUGUUUUUUAUAUCAUGAUGAAAUGCCUUUUGCGUCAAGUUGACUUCAUGCACACGACAACGGUAAUUUUUUGCAAAUAUUAUAAAUAAAUAAAAGGACCAAAAUAAAUUAAAUCUAUUUUGUCAGUGUAAAACGUGACAUGACAACACGUAUCUAUAUACGUGCAUAAACUACAUUGAAAUUAAUUUCGAUUUGAAAACCAAAAAUUUAGCGUGACUGGAAAUUCAUCAACGAUAUUGUAUAUGUACCAUAUGCUGGACAAGAUUAAGAUACAUUUUUACAAAGAUAUUAUAAAGUUAAAAGAAACUUAUAUGCUGACAAGAAUAACAAAAAGAAGACGAUGGAAGAUAAUAGCAGAAAGCAGGGAUUUAAAAGAGGAUUGGAAGCAGAUAAGAUCCUUGGUUCGGCAGAAGACAAUGGAAAACUGAUGUACUUGAUACAAUGGAAAGGAACAGAUGCAGUCGACAUGGUGUCUGCCAAUGAAGCCAAUACCAAGUGUCCUCAGAUUGUUAUCCGAUUUUAUGAGGACAGAAUAACCUGGAAUAAAGCAAAAAUAAAAGCGUAAAAUACUUUAUGAACUUUCUUGAAAUGGGAAGCUGGAUCUCUAUAUAUUUUAAGAAAAUUGUCUUUUAUUAUGAUCUCUUGAUGCGAUCAAAAUCUUAUUACAAAUGCUUCGGAG